Molecule: messenger RNA, 1120 nt
Organism: Aspergillus sclerotioniger CBS 115572
Lineage: Eukaryota; Fungi; Ascomycota; Eurotiomycetes; Eurotiales; Aspergillaceae
Exons: 2
Coding region: 90-878 (262 amino acids)
Source: RefSeq, a predicted model, not a curated record
GGCACUUACUCCAACACCGCGCACCAGCGGCCAGCACCAGCUCCCAUCGCCCUCACUUUUAUCUACCAACAGCAACCAAACCCCACACCAUGCCGCCCGUCACAAUCCCCCAAUUCCUCCUCCCCCGGGGCGCGCCCUCCCCGCUCACUCUCCGCGCCGCCCUGACCCGGCAAACCACCUACCACAUCACCACCCAGCGAUGCGCGUCCUCCAAGCCCGACAACAGCCACCCGCGGGUUCUCGCCAAACCCGACAAGUUCCGGCCGCCAUCGCACCCGGCGCGCCGAGUUGUGCAAACCCGCAAUGGAAAGGUCGUGAACAGCGGUCCAAUCAACUACCCGGGUCCCAAGCUCAGCGAGAAGGAGAAGGAGGAGCAGAAGAACAGACAGUACCCGCAUAUGUUCCCACCCGAGGGAACAGUCAUGCAUAAGUUCUUGACGCAUCGGUGGAUUCAUAUUUGGAUUGCGAUGGGUGUGUUGACUUCCUUGGCUACGUUUACGUUUACGACGAACUUCAAGCGGUCGUCGCCGUUCGCUCAUUUGCUGCCGCCUUGGUCGGGGCUAUUGGCUCAUCCGAUCGAUACGAUUCGGCAGGCCGUUUCGGUGUUCCGGAUGCAUGUGGAGCAUAAUUCGAUGGAGACGAGGGAGAAGCGGAGGAGACGGGUGGAUGAUGCGGAGAAGAGACGGCAGUAUCGCAUUGCCCAUGGGCUGGAGGAGCCGGAUGAGAGGGAUGAGGUUAAGGCGGAUGAGAAGGAGCAGGUCGCUGUUGAUGAUCAGUCACCUGUGGCUGUGGUGCAGCAGGCUCAGGAUGACAAGAAUGUGUAUGUUGAUUGGGAGGGCAACAAGAAGCCCGUUAAGAAGUGGCUGGGAAUCUGGUGAGAUUGGUCGGUUCGGCCGUGAGGUGGGCUUUCCCUGCUAUAACUAAAUGUCGUGGAACCAUCAUGUGAAGACCGGUUAUGGAGAUUGUAUAUUAGCCUUCGAUUGUCCUUUAUGCCCGUUUCGUUCUCAUAUAUUGUCUGCUAUGUACAAGUUGUGGGUUCUAGUCGGUUACCCUAUCAUCAUGGCGAUGUGUCAUUGAUUUGCUUCAUUUCGUCUCAAGCUCGCCUGUUUGCUGUGGUAGA